Molecule: messenger RNA, 2530 nt
Organism: Rattus rattus (black rat)
Lineage: Eukaryota; Metazoa; Chordata; Mammalia; Rodentia; Muridae
Gene: Ddx51
Product: DEAD-box helicase 51
Exons: 15
Coding region: 46-1953 (635 amino acids)
Cellular component (GO): nucleus
Molecular function (GO): nucleic acid binding; ATP binding
Source: RefSeq, a predicted model, not a curated record
ACGUCAUCAAAGAGCGUCGAAGAGGAACCAAGGCGUGCAGCAGCUAUGGCGCUGUUCCACAUAGCGCGGUACGCGGGCCCGGAGGCUGCGGGGCUAGGGGAUACGGAGGCAGAGGCCGGAGGCCGAGCUCGAGUGCUUCUGGAGCGGCUGCAGAACAGAGCCCGUGAGCGGCAGCAGCGGCAGCCGGAGCUCGAGUCCACCGGGACGGCUGCGGAAGCGCCAGUUAGACGGCGACGGCGGCCCCGACGGCGGCGUGGGGUGAGCGGCUCGGUGGCUGAGAAGCCGGAGGCUCCUAGGGCUAAGCGGCAGAAAGUGGAAGACGACGUGGACGCAGGGAGAGGUGAGGAGACGCCGGAGGAGCUCAGUGCGGGUGCAGAGGACCCAGGUGAGAGCCCUCAGGAGGAUGUCCAGAGACCCCCAGCUCCAGGCCGGGUGUUGGGGGACUUUGCAAGGAAGAAGGUACCGAAGGUCCAGCCUUUCCUGCCAGCAUGGUUGGCCAAGCCAAGCUGUGUCAAGAAGAGUGUCACUGAGGAUCUUACUCCUAUUGAGGACAUCCCCGAGGUUCACCCUGACUUGCAGAAGCAGUUGAGGGCUAAUGGCAUCUCUUCCUACUUUCCAGUCCAGGCAGCUGUGAUUCCCGCCCUCCUUGAGAGUGCUGACAAUGGAUUUCUCGUAGGCAGAGGUGGCUACCAACCUAGUGACCUCUGCGUUUCUGCCCCAACAGGCAGUGGGAAAACACUGGCCUUUGUCAUCCCCGUGGUGCAAGCCCUGUUGCAUCGAGUGGUCUGCCACAUCCGUGCGCUGGUUGUGCUUCCCACUAAGGAGCUGGCCCAACAGGUGAGCAAAGUAUUCAACAUCUACACGGACACCACACCUCUGCGGGUUGCCUUGGUGACUGGACAGAAGUCACUGGCCAAGGAGCAGGAGAGCCUUGUCCAGAAGACAUCAGAUGGUUUCCGUUGCCUGGCUGACAUUGUGGUGGCCACACCUGGCCGCCUGGUGGACCACAUUGACCAGACUCCAGGAUUCAGCCUCCAGCAGCUCCGCUUCCUGAUCAUUGAUGAGGCUGACCGGAUGAUAGACAGCAUGCACCAGUCCUGGCUGCCACGAGUGGUGGCGGCAGCCUUCUACACUGAGGACCCCACAGGCUCCUGUGCCCUGCUCCAGAGGACACAACCCCAGGCUGUGACUGCUUCCAGCACCUGCAUUCCCCAGAUGCCUCUGCAGAAGCUGUUGUUCUCAGCCACACUGACCCAGAACCCUGAGAAGCUGCAGCGCCUCGGCCUGUACCAGCCAAGGCUUUUCUCCACAAGGCUGGGACACCAAAGCCCUAGAGACACAGUUGAGGUGGAUGAAAACCUAGGGAAGUACACCUUCCCUGUGGGGCUCACGCAUCACUAUGUGCCAUGCAGACUCAGCUCGAAGCCACUCAUUGUCUUACACCUGGUCCUUGGGAUGAACUUCUCGAGGGCUCUUUGCUUCACCAACUCCCGAGAGAAUUCCCACAGGCUCUUCCUGUUAGCACAAGCUUUUGGGGGUGUGAGUGUGGCUGAAUUCUCCUCCCGCUAUGGGCCUGGACAAAGGAAGAAAAUCCUGAAGCAGUUUGAACAGGGAAAGAUCCAGCUCCUUAUCAGCACAGAUGCUACCGCUCGAGGCAUUGAUGUGCAGGGUGUGGAGCUGGUGAUCAACUAUGAUGCUCCGCAGUACCUGAGGACCUAUGUGCAUAGGGUAGGGAGAACAGCCCGAGCUGGGAAAACUGGACAGGCCUUCACACUUCUCUUGAAAGUGCAGGAAAGGAAGUUCCUUCAGAUGGUGUCAGAAGCUGGGGUGCCUGAGCUGGCAUGCCAUGAGGUCCCCAGGAAGCUCCUGCAGCCACUGGUUGCUCGUUACGAGACAGCCUUGUCUCAGCUGGAGAAAACUGUCAAGGAGGAACAAAAGCUGAAGGCAGCCUAGAUGGGAACAUCCUGCUGACGUGAAUUCUUCCUGUGAACAGAAGAUAACAGUUCCUUGGGGUUCCAAUGGGAACAACCCUUCUUCCCAACAUUGUGGGCAUCUGGUCGUCUUGGGACAGGCAGCCUAGAUGGUGGCCUGGUCCUGAAAAGUAAUGGCCCUUGGAUUGGACUGCUGGUGUCCAGUUGAUCUUCAGAAAUAAGCUCAGGCGAAACUGAAGGAAGCCCUCGAGAGUGUGACCAAAAACUAUGGUGACUACAGAUUAAAGUGUUUAUCUGUUAGCAUCACGCGUCUACAGAGAUGUUAUGGUGGGCCUGUCCCAGGCAAGUCAUUAGAGGAAAGAACAGGUUGAAGAUUCCUUGGCCGCUAGUCUUCAAGAUCGUACUUUAUAAUCAGCCACCACCCAUUUAAGUUCUUAAAUGGUGGGAGAAUCCUUCCCUGAGCAUUGUCAAGGAGACUUAGCACUUACCUGUGCUUAUAAGGAGGCCUGUUUUUGAAAAGUCUGUGUGUCAAAAAAGGUAAACUAUUUUCAUUUGUAUUCAGAAAAAAAAAUAAAAUGAAUGGAUCACUUGAACUCAUA